Ostertagia ostertagi is the source of this 556-nucleotide messenger RNA. The record is from the annotation of a GenBank genome assembly. NCBI's taxonomy places the organism in Eukaryota, Metazoa, Nematoda, Chromadorea, Rhabditida, Trichostrongylidae.
UCAGCAAAAUCAGCUUGAUCCAGAGCUCACACCGGAAGAAGUAGAGAAGCAGUGGAAGAAUCUCAAGGACACUUAUGUGAAGACUAGGAAGAAGCUUUCAUAUAAUAAUGAUAGUAUGCCGGUGACUCCGAAAUGGAAAUUCUACAGCUCGCUAAUGUUUUUGGACGAUCUAUUCAGUGUUCACAGAAAUAUUUCAAAGCGAAGAAUCGAUGAAGUGUCGGGAUCCUCCCAAGAUCUGCGUACGGAGCGUAGCUAUACAGAAGAAGAGGAUUCGAAAAGGAGUCGAUGCUCUGACCUCAGCACUUCACCUUCCCAAUUCCUUGCUCAAAGCUUCUUUAGACCUCAGAAUGCUAUUGUUCACGCCAAACGCAUUCCACCUCCGCCAUCAGAAGAUGCCGAAGAUGAAGACGAGUAUAUGGCAUUCUGUCGUUCGCUUUUACAUCCUUUGCGGGAGAUCGCAUACAAAGACCGUAUUCAGUAUCUGAAAGUCCAAAAAGCAAUUCGUGAUUUACUGCAUGAUGCACAAAUGGAUAUGCUUCUCACUCAUAUGCGAUAG